Molecule: messenger RNA, 746 nt
Organism: Drosophila suzukii
Lineage: Eukaryota; Metazoa; Arthropoda; Insecta; Diptera; Drosophilidae
Source: RefSeq, a predicted model, not a curated record
UAUUUUCGCGUGCGUGUGUAUGUGGUUAGUUUUCGGCUUUUGGAGUAGCCCAAGGUUGCGCCAAUAUGGCUUGCGCAAUUCCGCUGUUGGCGGUGGCCCGAACGUGGUAUUUGGCCAGAAAACUCGGAGGUAGCUCAGAUUCUUGCCCAAGAAUGUGGCGGUCGUUGGCUGUGGAAAAGUGUUUUGGCCAAUGCCAGGCGAAAAAAGUUUGUGGGACUCUAGAGCGGAAAACGCAAGGCGGCAUGACGAAAACUAUGGAAAUCUCAAGUCAUGAUUCGACUACCGUCAGGGGAUUACUGGAAGGCGAGCCUCUCUUUCGACAGCCGACUGUCUUCUCCCCCUGGAAGGCCGUCUACCUGAGAUACCUGUGCGCUCCAGAGAGCCGAAACUGUUUCGAAAUCGAGUCAAAUGGAGUGAGAGGCGUUCCAAGAAGACCGAUACGAACAAUACGGGAGAAGGAAUAAAUACAUACAUACAACUAUUAAACAAAAUAUUAAAAGAUACUAUUUAAUAAAAAUAAUUUUACGAUCUUGAAUAAAUAUAUACUCUUUUAAGGUUCUCUACCGCUUACAUCGGCUAAAAUUAGCAAUAGAGAAAUUUAAAUAUUAAAAACUCUUUAGAAAAUACUAGAAAAAAACAGGAAUUCUUGAGCAAAGGCUAUCUUCUCCAAGGACAGUCUUCUAUUAAUCUACUUAAUCUGAAACCGGAAUCCUCUUUAUUAACUAUUUAAAGGGGGCCAUUGCAAG